Messenger RNA from Xylona heveae TC161, 1186 nucleotides. RefSeq lists its product as hypothetical. The record is from RefSeq and is a predicted model, not a curated record. Lineage: Eukaryota; Fungi; Ascomycota; Xylonomycetes; Xylonales; Xylonaceae. The coding region runs from base 1 to 1071 and encodes 356 amino acids. The transcript is spliced from 2 exons.
AUGGAAACCAAAAUAGACAGCCGCCAUGCAAAGGUCUCAGCACCACCCACUGUUCAAUUCGACCCAGCUAGACACCUAGAGUUUUCUCCGCCAUCCACUAUCUUGCCCAUGAAAGACUUGGGCUACGACUCAACUGCACUCUCACCAGUGGCCGUGACAGAACCCUUCCCUCUUCUCUCACAUGAGGGUGUGCUUCAACAUCGACGCGAGCUCUUCAGCGAUGACGUCCUCGACAACUGUCUUUCUCACACAUACCCUGGAUCCGUCCAAUUGCGCGGAAUGGCACCUCGAUACGCGCCGUUUAUUCACCAGUUUUGGCAUUCCCCCGAACUGCUCAAGAUUGUGAGCGACUUGGCACAGGUCGAGCUCGUUCCGGCCAUGGACUACGAGAUUAGCCAUGCGAAUGUGCAGCUUGGGCCGGGGGGAAUUGAUGCUGUUAGGAAGACGCCAAUUGAGCCGCCAGCGGCCACGGCUACUGAGGAAAAUGGUGACUCCGAGGAGUCCGCCCCUGUAGAAAAUCCUGACAGAAAAGAGGAGAUUAUCAAGUGGCAUAAGGAUUCUCAUCCGUGGGUGUGUGUGGUCAUGCUAUCGGAUGCACGACACAUGGUGGGAGGGGAGACUGAGCUGUUGAAGGCCGAUGGAUCGAGUCUGAAAGUGAGAGCACCGCAGAUGGGGGGCGCCGUAUUGCUUCAAGGAAGAUAUAUAACACACACCGCGAUUCCCGCGACAAACAUGCCCGAAAGAAUUACCAUUGUGACAUCAUUUCGGCCCAAGGACCCGAUGCUCCUUGACGAAACGACGAAUGCGAAUGUCAGGAACAAGUCGCAGCUUUCGGAGCUGUACUAUCAGUGGACGACCUACCGUCUCGAGGUCUUGGCCGAACGGGCCCGUCUUACUCUCGCCAGCUUGCAAGAACGGUAUCGAGAGAAUGUAAAGAAGGCUGAUGCACAAGGCGAGGAAGGGUUCUGUCGGAUGGAGACGAUCAAUGUGCCAGAAAUGGAGAAAUGGGCCAAUGAACAGAUGAAAUAUCUGCAGCAAACGCUGUAUGAAAUGAGACCACUUACAGCGUGAUCUUAUCUUCUAAUACAACUUCCAUGUAAGAACGAUAUCAUGUCGACCAAAUACAAGCAAACCUCAUCCUCCUCGAGCGGGAAUGAAACCACUUGGAAAUCACGUGUGGUGUCUC